GCCCCUCCCACCAAGAAUAAGACUUUUAACUUCUCUGUGGUCCCUGGAUGAAAAAGGAUCCUGACAGAAAGCUAGACGCACACAGGCGCCCGAGGAAGCUCAUGUAACUCUGGGAACUGUUUUAACAAAGCCAGAGCGCCAGAGAAGACCUUUGAAGUGUGAAGAGAUUUCCUGUAACUGCAACCAAAAUGUCAUUUAUAGAUCCUUAUCAGCACAUUAUAGUGGAGCACCAGUAUUCCCACGAGUUCAGGGUGGUCGUGUUACGUGCCACCAAAGUGACAAAGGGCGCCUUCGGUGACAUGCUUGACACUCCAGAUCCCUAUGUGGAACUUUUCAUCUCCUCAACCCCUGACAGCAGGAAGAGAACAAGACACUUCAAUAAUGACAUAAACCCAGUGUGGAAUGAGACCUUUGAAUUUAUUUUGGAUCCUAAUCAGGAAAAUGUUUUGGAGAUCACAUUAAUGGAUGCCAAUUAUGUCAUGGAUGAGACUCUGGGGACAGCAACAUUUCCCAUAUCCUCUAUAAAAGUGGGAGAGAAGAAAGAGGUUCCCUUCAUUUUCAACCAAGUCACGGAACUGAUUCUGGAAAUGUCCCUUGAAGUUUGUUCUUCCCCAGACCUCCGAUUUAGCAUGGCUCUGUGUGAUCAGGAGAAAGCUUUCAGACAGCAGAGAAAAGAAAACAUAAUGGAAAACAUGAAGAAACUCCUGGGUCCAAAGGAUAGUGAAGGCUUGUGUUCUACACGUGAUGUGCCUGUGGUGGCCAUACUGGGCUCAGGUGGCGGUUUCCGAGCCAUGGUGGGAUUCUCCGGUGUGAUGAAGGCUCUGUAUGAAUCAGGAAUUUUAGACUGUGCCACUUACAUUGCCGGCCUUUCUGGCUCCACGUGGUAUAUGUCAACCUUAUAUUCUCAUCCUGAUUUUCCAGAGAAAGGGCCAGAAGAAAUUAAUGAAGAGCUCAUGAAAAAUGUUAGCCACAACCCCCUUUUACUUCUCACACCACAGAAAGUUAAAAGAUAUGUUGAGUCUUUAUGGAAGAAGAAAAGGUCUGGACAACCUGUCACCUUUACUGAUAUCUUCGGGAUGUUAAUAGGAGAAACACUAAUUCACAAUAGAAUGAACAUAACCUUGAGCAGUUUGAAGGAAAAAGUCAAUACGGCACAAUGCCCUUUACCGCUCUUCACCUGUCUACAUGUCAAGCCUGAUGUUUCAGAACUGAUGUUUGCAGAUUGGGUUGAAUUUAGUCCAUAUGAGAUUGGCAUGGCUAAAUAUGGCACUUUCAUGACCCCUGAUUUAUUUGGAAGCAAAUUUUUUAUGGGAAAAGUUGUGAAGAAAUAUGAAGAAAACCCCUUGCAUUUCUUAAUGGGUGUCUGGGGCAGUGCUUUUUCUAUCUUAUUCAACAGGGUCUUGGGAGUUUCCAGCUCACAAAAUAGAGGUUCCACAAUGGAGGAAGAAUUAGAAAAUAUUACAGCAAAGCAUAUCGUGAGUAAUGAUAGCUCAGAUAGCGAUGAUGAAUCACAAGAACCCAAAGGCACUGAAAAUGAAGAUGCUGAAAGGGAAUAUCAAAAUGAUAAUCAGGCAAGCUGGGUCCAUCGUAUGAUAAUGGCCUUGAUGAGCGACUCAACUUUAUUCAAUACCAGAGAGGGACGUGCUGGGAAGGUGCACAACUUCAUGUUGGGCUUGAAUCUCAAUACAUCCUACCCCAUGUCUCCUUUCAGAGACUUUAACACACAGGAAUCCUUGGAUGAAGAUGAAUUGGAUGCAGCUGUAGCAGACCCUGAUGAGUUCGAGCAAAUAUAUGAGCCUCUGGAUGUCAAAAGUAAAAAGAUCCACGUGGUGGACAGCGGCCUCACAUUUAACCUGCCUUACCCCCUGAUUCUGAGGCCGCAGAGGGCGGUUGAUCUCAUCAUCUCCUUUGACUUUUCUGCAAGGCCAAGUGAUUCUAGCCCUCCAUUUAAGGAACUUCUACUUGCGGAAAAGUGGGCUAAAAUGAACAAGCUAUCCUUUCCAAAGAUUGAUCCCAAUGUGUUUGAUCGAGAAGGACUAAAGGAGUGCUAUGUCUUUAAACCCAAGAACACUGAUGUGGAGAACGAUUGCCCAACUAUCAUUCACUUCGUUCUGGCCAACAUCAACUUCAGAAAGUACAAGGCUCCAGGAGUUCCAAGAGAAACUCAGGAAGAGAAAGAAGUAGCUGAUUUUGAUAUUUUUGAUGACCCUGAAUCACCAUUUUCAACCUUCAACUUUCAAUAUCCAAAUCAAGCAUUCAAAAGGCUGCACGAUCUGAUGUAUUUCAAUACCCUGAACAACAUUGAUGUGAUAAAGAACGCCAUUGUGGAAAGCAUUGAAUAUAGAAAACAGAAUCCAUCUCGUUGCUCUGUUUCCCUCAGUAACAUCGAGGCAAGAAAAUUCUUCAACAAAGAGUUUCUAAGCAAACCCACACCGUAGUGUGUGUGCUGGAAGGGGCAGCAAUUUCUGAUGCUGCGGCCGCCUGAAACUCCACAACACCCAGAUGAAAAGCACAGUACAGACAUUAGUACUUUUCAUUAGAGGCUAAUUGAUACUCAGAUUUGCAGUUAUUUACGUAAAGCUGCAUGAGAAUAAUACCCCUAUAAAUUUGUUGUUAGG
Pteronotus mesoamericanus is the source of this 2618-nucleotide messenger RNA. It is a transcript of the gene PLA2G4A, whose product is annotated as phospholipase A2 group IVA. Gene Ontology annotation, biological process: glycerophospholipid catabolic process. The transcript has 18 exons. Gene Ontology annotation, molecular function: calcium ion binding; calcium-dependent phospholipid binding. The coding region runs from base 189 to 2438 and encodes 749 amino acids. NCBI's taxonomy places the organism in Eukaryota, Metazoa, Chordata, Mammalia, Chiroptera, Mormoopidae. Gene Ontology annotation, cellular component: cytosol; Golgi apparatus; endoplasmic reticulum. The record is from RefSeq and is a predicted model, not a curated record.